AUGAAAUCCACUCUGAUUGCAGUUGCUCUGGUACAGGCCGCCAUUGUGCUUGGUGCUGUCAUCCAAGGCUACUUGUGCGUCAUCAACGGCAAGGUCAAUACCUCGGACAAUAUCUGCGUCACAGCUGCCGGAACACCCCUCCCUGAGUCACCGGGGACUUGUUGCUUUGACGAGUCGGCCAGAGCGGCGAGCUUCGAGCAGGGAUGCGCUGACAAAAGCGGGAAGGCUAACUCCUCGGGCACCUUCGGGUGA
Molecule: messenger RNA, 252 nt
Organism: Colletotrichum aenigma
Lineage: Eukaryota; Fungi; Ascomycota; Sordariomycetes; Glomerellales; Glomerellaceae
Exons: 4
Coding region: 1-252 (83 amino acids)
Source: RefSeq, a predicted model, not a curated record